This is a messenger RNA of Nanorana parkeri, 730 nucleotides long. It is a transcript of the gene RNF114, whose product is annotated as ring finger protein 114. The coding region runs from base 43 to 717 and encodes 224 amino acids. The transcript has 6 exons. The record is from RefSeq and is a predicted model, not a curated record. Gene Ontology annotation, biological process: ubiquitin-dependent protein catabolic process; protein polyubiquitination. Gene Ontology annotation, molecular function: ubiquitin protein ligase activity. Lineage: Eukaryota; Metazoa; Chordata; Amphibia; Anura; Dicroglossidae.
GUGACGUCAGCGGGUGUUUGCGGAAGUGAAGUGCUGCUGGUGAUGGCGGGGGAUCAGCACUGGCAGAGAGGCUCCGGGGCUUCCCGGGAUGUGGACCCCAUGGACAGGUUCCUGUGCCCCAUCUGCCUCGAGCUCUUCGAUGACCCCGUGAGGGUGUCGUGCGGUCACACAUUCUGUAUGUUGUGCUUCGAGCAGUGCAUGACACAGAGGAGCCCCACGUGCGCGGUGUGCCGCAGCAGGCUCACUCCCGGCAUUAAGGCGUAUGACUUGGAGAAGCUGAUGAGGGAAACACAAGCCUCUUGUAAAGGUUGCAGUUCCAAGAUGCUCCUCUACAACAUGCGGGCCCACGCUGUAGUCUGCUCUCAGUACCAGAACUAUGUUAUGGAAGGUAUCAAAUCAGUGACAAAGGACCAGUCACCGCAGGCCAAAGAUGUCCCAAACCGGUUCACCUUCAUCUGCCCUUAUUGUCAGGAACAGAACCUGGACCAGGAAGGGCUAGUGGAUCAUUGUAAGAAGUUCCAUUUUAGUGACCCCACACCUGUGGUUUGCCCUAUAUGUGCCUCCAUGCCAUGGGGGGACCCUGGCUACAGAAGCGCCAACUUCAUGGAGCAUAUUCACCGUCGCCACAGAUUCUCGUAUGAUACUUUUGUUGAUUAUGAAGUGGAUGAAGACGCUAUGAUGCGAGAAGCACUCGUGCGAUCAUUAAAAGAUAACUGACUGUAGCACCACC